CAAGUUGCAUACUGUAAAGAGAGAUACACUACUACUUGCAAAUCCUUUAGCAUUUCUUGUCAUUGUUGCCAGUGUAACAGGGUUGAUUGUUUCAUUACUACUGUGAUCAAUAUAUUAGAUCUGUAAGUGCAGACAGAUGUGUUAAAUCUGGAAAAAUGGUGUGUGAGUGUGUGUGUGACUCCUAAUCCUUCUGAGGUGCAUUCCAAAAUGAAGGAUUGUGAAGAUUGUGCCUCACUUUGUUUUAGUCAAAUAAAUUUUGGUUGGAUGAUGUUACUUGUGAUACUGUGGAUAGGAUCCAAGAAGUGAACUCUGCAGAAUAAUUUUAAGAUAAAAAAAAUCAUGUUAUUUUUUCCUCACUGACAAGCACAUGGAUUAUUGUUGAUUUGUAUAGUCCUGCCUUUAUUCCAAAAUAAAAAAAUGCACAGCUUACAAUAUGUCAGAGUCUGGGAAGGAAAUAUGCAAAACCUUAAUGUUUUUCUUUUGCUACAAUCUGUUAAAGUAAACCUAAAACAUUGGUAUAUAAUGUUAGGAAACCAAAGAAGUAUAUAUAUUUUUUGUAGUAUUGUAAGGUGCUAAUACUGCUCUCUGUAACCUGAAACCUGUUGCUUAAAAUGUGAAUAGGAAUCUAAAAAAAAAUGCUUUGAUAGAAACACCUAGUUUGAUGGUAUUAUGAUGUUAAAUAAAUCACCAGUUAGUUCAAACAGAAUUUUUUUGUAUGUUUUAAACUGAAGAAGACAGAAGAGCUGAAGCAACAGAAGCUGAAAGUAUGACAAGUGCUAGAACAAGAUGUCCCUCCGCUUGAUGAGCACUGCCGCUCUCAGAACUCUGCGACGAGGAUGCUGCUGCAGGAUCAAGGAGCCCCGAUUCUCUUUUUACUUGCCAACAGCUCAGAGUCUCCACACAUCACCCUUUGUAACACAGCAGGAGGGUAAUGUUAUGAAUGUGUUUGAUCGUCAAGCAAAACGUUUGCAAAGAGAAAGAGCUGCAAGGAAUCCCGAUGUUGCAGUUUUCGAUUAUUUGAAAGAGGAAAUUGGUUAUCGUUUAGCUGACCGCAUCAAUGACAUAAAGCGGGAGUUGAAGACUGGUCUAGAUCUUGGAACAGGUCGAGGAUAUGUUGCCAAGAAUAUAACAGAUGCUUCAUUAGAAGAGUUGUAUAUGAGUGAUUUGUCUCCGUCAAUGUUGGAAUCGGCAGAAACUCCUCAGGAUGUGAAGUUUAAGAAGAUGGUGAUUGAUGAAGAAGGAAAGUUUCCGUUCGAAAAUAAAGCACUUGACCUCGUUAUAUCAAAUUUAAAUCUUCAUUGGGUGAACAAUCUACCGGGUUGCCUCAAGGAAAUCUAUAGAGUGUUGGGAGAAGAUGGUGUUUUCCUGGCAUCGGUGUUUGGGGGAGACACUCUAUAUGAACUUCGCUCGUCUUUGGUGCUGGCUGAACUAGAGAGAGAAGGUGGCUUUUCUGCACACGUCUCACCCUUUGCAGAGAUAAGGGAUAUCGGCAGCCUCCUCAGCCAGAGUGGGUUUACCAUGCUCACAAUCGACACGGAUGAGAUUUCUGUUGGUUUUCCAUCCAUGUUUGAACUGAUGUGGGACCUUCAAGGAAUGGCAGAAAAUAAUGCUGGUGUCAAUCGUAAACCCCAUCUCCACAGGGACACACUGCUUGCUGCUAGUGCCAUUUAUCAAGAAAUGUAUGGGAAUGAAAAUGGGAUUCCAGCAACAUUCCAGAUUAUAUAUAUGAUAGGAUGGAAGCCAGAUCCAAAACAGAAGGGCACCCAAGCGGAGAGAGGCAGUGGUCAAGUUUCUCUCAAGGACUUGCACAAGUUGGAUGACAUGAUCCGAGAUGCAGGAAUGGAGGGCAGAAUUAAGUUCAUGCAAGACAUGAUUUCAGACGACAAAGACAAGAAAGAUUAGAACGUGAACCCAAGUCUAAGAAUGUAAAUACUAAUGCUGAUGGAAGAAUUGCUCUUGAUGUAGUGAAAAGAAAAAAAGUGAAAGAGGAGAGGCAUAAUUUUCUGAAGUUUAAAGAGUAUAGAUUGUUUUUUGCACUACAUUGUUUGACACAUUUUUAGAUAACCUGUGAUGAGCAAAGGUUUGCAAGUAAAGAGAGUUGAGCAUUAUAUCAACUUGCAUAUAUAUAUAUCAUGUGGUUAGCACAUCCUCACUGAAUAAACCAGCCCUUUUACAUUUGCACAUAAAGGCAGUUUAAGGCUACAGUUUCAUUUAGAACUCAUUAUCCAUUUGAAAAACAAAUCUUUCUAACCAGACUUCUGGAUAGCUGUGUUGUCCCCAUUUUCCUACACUCAUUUAAUUGAGCAAUACUCUGGGUGUGGAGAAUGUCCACAAUGCUUUAAAUAUAGUCCUGUUUUGUGUAGUGAGUAGAUUUUAUAUGAAGAGUUGCUGCAAAAUGUGCAAUGGUUGUACAAGGAAAAUGUGUAUAUAUUUCAAACUUUAAUUUCUUGCCUAUAAAGGUGAACUUUCAUAGAAACAUUUAUUUGGUCAUGCUAAAAUCUUUAAAGUUUUUAGAAUUAGUAAAACAUAUAACCCCAAAAUAUACAAGUUAUUACAGUUGCACAAGAAAUGAAAUUAUUACAGAAUUAUUAUAUCAUAGUGCCUCCUGAUUCAUUAGAUCUAUUAUCUUAAUUUAUUGAAAAUAAUUACCUAGCAUUGACAGUGUGUCUUGAUCACUAGUUCUUAGAGGCACAUCAUGUCAAGCUUGCAUCUUCCAUGUAUGUAGCUUUUGGUAAUUGUAUAUUUUUGUUGUAUACAGCAAUUUUCUAUGGAAAUAAAAAGAAUAUUGUAUGA
Penaeus chinensis is the source of this 2793-nucleotide messenger RNA. Its product is annotated as arginine-hydroxylase NDUFAF5, mitochondrial-like. Gene Ontology annotation, cellular component: mitochondrion. NCBI's taxonomy places the organism in Eukaryota, Metazoa, Arthropoda, Malacostraca, Decapoda, Penaeidae. The coding region runs from base 787 to 1902 and encodes 371 amino acids. The transcript has 10 exons. Gene Ontology annotation, molecular function: S-adenosylmethionine-dependent methyltransferase activity. Gene Ontology annotation, biological process: mitochondrial respiratory chain complex I assembly. The record is from RefSeq and is a predicted model, not a curated record.